ACGCUAGUGACUUAGUCCGCCCAGAACAGAACAGAGAGAGAAAGAGGUCGACUAUUUCUCACCUCCCAAUCUCAAACUCCUUCCCUGCCUAACCUCUGUGUGUACUUUCCUCUGUUAUCCGCCAACAAUAUCUCGAGCAGCCAGCUUCCUCCCUCCUUCGCUCCACUUGAAAGAAACUAGUUUGACUUUCCAUGUUGAAUUGUUCAAAAAGCAGCCCAGAGACUGUCUCCGUGCUUCUUUUUUGCGGGCCAAGAUCUUUGGGUUAUUUAUUUAUUUUUUCUCUUAUAGCUGCUAUUGGAUUUUGGUUUCUUUGCAGUUCGUUCAUUUUGGGAACCUGGGUUAUGUUAGUUAUAUUCGGUAUUGACAGAAUAUAUUAUUCGAUUUUUUGAUCAAGGGAUCAGAUCAUCGGUCAUUGUGACUGCUACUGAAUUUGGAGUUACAAUUGAUUUUAUUUGUCUGAGCUAAUUCAGGCUUUUUAUGCAGUCUUGGGGGCAAGCUUAUGUUGGUUAUAUAGUCGAUUUAACUGGAGCAUGGCAUCGGGUUCUUGAUCAAAACCUCAGAUCUCCUUUUUUUUUUUCGGGAUAACCAAGAAAAUUAGAUCUUGAUGCUGGAGUUAGAGGGUGUGUCAAGUAGAUACUGAAGAGUAUAACACUGGUAGAAAUACUGAAUCCUGAUGGGCAAUACUUGCGUUGGGCCAAGCAUUUCAAAAAAUAGUUUCUUUCAAUCUGUUUCUGCUGCAGUGUGGCGGUCUCGAUUGUCCGGUGACAAUGCUUCUACCACUAAUGGAGAAAGUGUCCACGAGACACCAUCUGCAGCCAAAGAGCCAGAAUUGACCUUUCCGGUGCAGAGUAAGCCACCUGAACAAAUGACAAUGCCGAAAGAGGAACCGAAUCAGGAGUCCCCGGCAAAACCCAAGAAGACCCCUCACAUGAAGAGGGUGUCCAGUGCAGGGCUUCGCACGGAUUCAGUUUUGCACACAAAAACUGGCAAUUUGAAGGAGUUCUAUACGUUGGGGAAGAAACUAGGGCAGGGUCAAUUUGGGACAACUUUCCUCUGUGUGGAGAAAGCCACCGGAAAAGAGUAUGCCUGCAAAUCCAUGGCUAAGAGGAAGUUGUUGACCGAAGAGGAUGUGGAGGAUGUGAGAAGGGAAAUUCAGAUAAUGCAUCAUUUGGCAGGGCAUCAAAAUGUCAUAUCAAUCUACGGUGCUUAUGAGGAUGCCAUGGCGGUUCAUGUUGUUAUGGAGUUAUGUGAAGGGGGUGAGCUUUUUGACAGGAUUAUUCAGCGUGGGCACUAUACAGAAAGAAAGGCAGCUGAGCUUACUAGGACAAUAGUUGGGGUAGUGGAAGCCUGUCAUUCUCUAGGGGUUAUGCAUCGUGACCUAAAGCCAGAGAAUUUCCUCUUUGUUGAUCAGAAAGAGGAUUCACUUCUCAAAACGAUUGACUUUGGAUUAUCAAUAUUUUUCAAGCCAGGUGAAAAAUUUAAUGAUGUGGUUGGUAGCCCAUACUAUGUGGCUCCAGAAGUAUUGCGAAAGCGGUAUGGUCCUGAAGCAGAUGUCUGGAGUGCUGGGGUAAUUGUAUACAUUCUCCUUAGUGGAGUUCCUCCUUUCUGGGCUGAGACCGAGCAAGGAAUAUUUGAACAGGUCCUGCAUGGUGAUCUUGACUUCACAACUGAUCCUUGGCCCAGUAUUUCCGAAGGUGCAAAAGAUUUAGUGAGGAGAAUGCUUAUUCGAGACCCGAGAAGGCGGUUGACUGCGCACGAAGUUUUACGCCACCCUUGGGUUCAAGUUGAUGGUGUGGCUCCUGACAAGCCUCUUGAUUCUGCAGUUCUAAGUCGCAUGAAACAGUUUUCUGCCAUGAACAAGCUCAAGAGAAUGGCUCUCAGGGUUAUUGCAGAAAACUUAUCUGAAGAAGAAAUUGCUGGCCUGAAAGAAAUGUUCAAGAUGAUAGACUCAGACAACAGUGGUCAAAUCACUUUCGAUGAACUCAAGGCUGGCCUGAAAAGAGUUGGUGCUACUCUUAAGGACUCUGAAAUUUAUGAUCUAAUGCAAGCAGCAGAUGUGGAUAACAGUGGUACAAUUGAUUACGGAGAGUUCAUUGCUGCUACAUUGCAUCUGAACAAAGUUCAGAGGGAAGAUCAUCUGUUUGCAGCAUUUUCCUACUUUGAUAAGGAUGGAAGUGGUUAUAUCACCCCAGAGGAGCUCCAGCAAGCCUGUGAGGAGUUUGGCAUAGGGGAUGUCCGCUUGGAAGAAAUGAUAAGAGAAGUUGACCAGGACAAUGACGGGCUCAUAGAUUACAACGAAUUUGUAGCCAUGAUGCAAAAAGGAAAUGUGGUUGGGGUUGGAAAGAAGGGCCUAGAGAACAGUUUCAGCAUUGGGUUUAGAGAGGCACUGAAACUAUAGCAUCCUUGUCCUUUUUCCUUCGAGUAAGUACAUCCGCGAAGUUCAAAGCAUGUGGUGUACCAGUUCACCCAAGAGGCAGCCAUGACAGUACAAAGUCCUUGUUCAUUCAGAUUUUCCUAUUUUAAAUUUUCUGGUGACUGACUUCUCCGUUACCUUAUAUAAGUUGUCAAGGAAAAUAACUUAUUUAUUUCUUCUUAUCUUUCUUUCUUCAUUUUUUUUAAGUUACUAUGAAAUGCUAGGAACCAAAGUUUUAUCUUUUUUCUUU
This is a messenger RNA of Diospyros lotus (date-plum), 2663 nucleotides long. RefSeq names its product calcium-dependent protein kinase 1-like. Lineage: Eukaryota; Viridiplantae; Streptophyta; Magnoliopsida; Ericales; Ebenaceae. The transcript is spliced from 8 exons. Gene Ontology annotation, molecular function: calcium/calmodulin-dependent protein kinase activity; calcium ion binding; ATP binding. Bases 674 to 2398 code for a protein of 574 amino acids. Gene Ontology annotation, cellular component: cytoplasm; nucleus. The record is from RefSeq and is a predicted model, not a curated record. Gene Ontology annotation, biological process: protein autophosphorylation; peptidyl-serine phosphorylation; intracellular signal transduction.